ACGCGGCGCGGACAUGACGGAAGUUUAGACGGUUGCUCUGGGUGAACGAAGUGAACACUUACCGUGCCGCGAAUCAAACACAAAAUCAUCGUGUCCCCCCCGAAAUCAACCCAGUCUCCCCCUUUUCCCUCACCCAUGGCGUCCAGCUCCGAUAUCGAUAUUGAGGGUGCGACCCAGCACCUGCGGGACAUCCUCAAGCUCGACCGGCCCAGCAGCAGCGGCGGCACCGAUGCUCAAUUGAGUGUCGGUCAGAGGAAGCCGUCCUUUAAUGGCGAGCUGAACGGGCUGCUGGGGGCGGCGGGCCUCCUGGGGAAUGCCGACAGGUCGACCAUGUCAGACUCCACCUGUCCCAUCUCCACGGACCUCAGCAUCGCUCAGGAGUGUCAGAUCAUCUGCCUCUCGGGCGACGAUGGGUCCACCUGUAUCCCCAUCACCUCCAACAACGUGGAGAUUGUGGCGAGUCAAGACUCCAGCAUCAACAGCAAGGCCAGAGGCAGCAGCAAGGUGAAGAUUCAACCUGUCGCCAAGUACGACUGGGAACACAAGUAUUAUUAUGGCAGACUGAUCGCUGUGUCCAACUCCUUCGUCGCCUACGCCAUCAGAGGAGCCAACAACCACGCCAUGAUUCGUGUCCUGAGUCUGGGCUCUGCGGAGCGUUCCCUGCUGAAGGGAUUCACUGGGGCCGUCACAGACCUGGCGUUUGCCCACCUCGACUCCUCCCUGCUGGGCUGUGUGGACGAAGCGGGCAACCUGAUGGUCUGGCAACUCACCUGCACCGGAAACAAGAUACUAGACCAGAUAGUGAUUCACAUCAAACGACCGGAGGACACUCCGCUGAACUCCCACCGACGCCUCAUCUGGUGCCCGUUCAUUCUGGAUGACAAUGAGGAGAACCAGGACGACACCAGCCAGACCUUGGCUCUUCUGCAUGAAGACAGGGCAGAGGUAUGGGACCUGGAAGUGUUGAGAGCCAACAACAGCAGUUGGCCUGUCGAUGCCACAGAGCUGAAGGAUGGCCUCAUCUCAGUGAAGGGACACACCCAGCGAGUCAGUGAAGGGGCCUUGUCUCCGGAUGGAACAGUGUUGGCCACAGCCAGCCACGAUGGAUACAUCAAGUUCUGGCAGAUCUACGUAGAAGGGGGACAGGACAAGCCCAGGUGUCUCCAUGAGCUGCGGCCUCACGGCGGCCGCCCCCUCUCCUGCCUUCUCUUCUGUGACAACCACAAGAGGCAGGACCCAGAUGUUCCUUUCUGGCGGUUCCUCAUAACUGGAGCCGAUCAGAACCAGGAGUUGAAGAUGUGGUGCACUGUUUCCUGGACAUGUUUACAGACUAUCAGGUUCUCUCCGGAUCCGUUCAACUCCUCGGCUCUGCCGAGUCUGAAGGCCAGUCUGGACCUCGCUGCAGAGUAUCUCAUCCUCACCGACGUCCAGAGGAAGGUUCUGUAUGUGAUGGAGCUGGGCCAGGACCUGGACAGAGGGAAGGCCAGUUUCACAGCUGUGUCCGAGUUCCUGCUGACUCAUCCCGUGCUCAGCUUCGGGGUCCGGGAUGUCACCCAGUGCCGCCUGCAACACACCGAGGUCCUGCCUGCGGAGGAGGAGAGCGAGAGCAUGACCACAGAGGGAACUCAAGGACCCACAGAGUCCAAGUCUGGAAUCCAGAUUAAACUCUACUGCGUUCACACCAAGAGUCUGCAGGACGUCCAGAUCUGGUUUCAGCCCAGCGCACGUUCCAGUUCAUCAGUGUUCCUGUCUCACUCUGAUUCUCAGGAUGGUUUCGCUGGGUUUUCAGAUCAUCUCACCGACCAGAGCUCUGACAAGGAGUCGGGAAGUGGCUCCCAGAACGACCUGCGGAAGAUCCCUUCUCUUCCUGCUCCUGUCGACUUCCUGUCCAACUCUGUCACUGGCGGUCCGAUGCCAAAGCUGAUGACUCCCGACGCCUUCAUGACGCCAAGCACUUCGGUGCCAGCGUCUCCCGGCAGCAGCGCCAGCAGUCUGACCAUCGUAACAGCGAUCAGCAGCAACUCGGACUCAACUAACAGAGCGAUGGAUGACGUCAGUCAGAGUCCUAACAGAGCAGAGAACAGCAGCAGCUGUGGGAGUCUGACCCUCUCUGCCUCCACCAGCAGCCCGAGAGCCGCCUCUGCCGUGCUGCUGCCGGGACUGGAGAGCCUACAGGUUUUGGCGUCCCCAAUCGGCCUUCUCGCGCUCGACAGCCCUCAGAUCAUGGACUCUCCCCUCUUGCCGACGCUGGCAUCUCCGACCAGGGCGCGCUCCCCCGACGUCAUCUCCUCGGCCUCCACCGCCAUGUCCCAGGACAUGCCGGAGAUCGCGUCCCAGACCCUGCAGCUGCAGCGUGGACUCGUGUCGAGCCUGGAUCCCUCAUCGCUGUCCGCUCUCCAGACGGACAGCAUGGCCUCCGCUGCCUCGGCGCUGCACCUUCUCACCUCGCAGCGCACGGCUAACAACAGCCUGUUGCCCCUCGAACUGGGAGGAGCAGAUGGGCCAGCAGGUGGCGCUGUAGAGUCAGAGCCCCCCAGACUCAGCCACACUCCGUCUCUACUGGAGAACGCCCUGUCGCAGGAGAACCCCGGAGCAGGAGGAGGGUCCUCGGACUGCAGCGCCAGCCUCACACCGUGGCCCGCCGCACCUGACAUCACCAGAGAAACCAGGAACAGUCUCAGGGACAAUGGUCUUGGAGACUGUUCAAGGGAGGAAUCGAAGGACAGACACCUGAGCUCACCGUUCCACCGCCGCUCGUAUCACCUCUCGCAGAACGACAGUCAGGACACCGGUCCAGAGCAGAGCGACCCCGACGACGAGGUUGCCAGCUUGGCGUCGUCCUCGGGGAACUGUGGCUCUCGCUCCUCUCACCGACUCCCGGUCAAGGACUGGAAGACGUCACCGCGAGGCUCGCCCAAAGUCAAGAGGAAGACCAAGAAAGAUGAUGGUGAAUCAUCACAGUCCAGGCAGAUGGACUCUGGUCAGAUGAACGUAGAAGUGCAGGACGAGCUGCUGAUGCUCCUGCGCAGCCAGCAGAGGGAGUUGACUGAGCUGCGUGGACAGAUCGAGGCCAUGCAGAGCUCCAUCAUGUCCCAGGUGGAGCAUGUCCUGAGCAACCACCAGGAGCAAGAACAGCGCCGACUGGAGCGAGUUCUGGCGCAGAAUCAGAAUCACCAGCAGCAUCUCCAGGAGCAGCUCGGCCAGCAGCUGGGCCACGCCCUCAGCUCCGCCCUCACCAACAGGAUGGACAAAGUGCUGCGAGAGGAGAUGAAGAAAACGGUCCCACAAACGAUCUCCAAGAGCCUGGAGCCCGUGACUGGGCAGCUGAGCAACACCAUCGCUGCAAAGCUGACGGCCGUGGAGGUCACCCUCAAGGACAACGUCAGCAAGGUGGUCAAGUCCAAGAACACGACAGAUGCAAUCGGUCGAGCGGCGGCCGAGGCGAUGCAGGGGCCAAUCCAGGCGGCCUACAAAGACGCCUUCCAGAGCAUCGUGCUGCCCGUUUUCGAGAGAGGCUGCCAGUCCAUGUUCCAGCAAAUCAACGACAGCUUCAAACAGGGAACGCACGAAUACAUCCAGCAGCUCGAGACCCACGUGAAGAACAAGAAGCAGCGAGAGCAGGAGGCGCGCGACCCCAUUAUCGGCCAGCUCCAGCAGAUGGUCGACAGCUUCCAGAGCACCAGCGAUCAGCUGGCUAACAACAUCACGUCGAACGUGCGGGCCGAGGUCCAGCACCAGAUCCAGAUGAUGGUGGGAAAUUUGCAGGAGUCGAUCCUCAGCCACGUGCAGCGGAUCGUCAAGGGGGAGGUGAGCCUGGCGAUGAAGGAGCAGCAGGCGGCGGUCACCUCCAGCAUCAUGCAGGCGAUGAGGUCGGCGGCCGGCACGCCCGUCCCCACGGCGCACCUGGACUACCAGACGCAGCAGGCCAACAUCCUGCAGCUCCUGCAGCAGGGACACCUCAACCAGGCCUUCCAGCAGGCUCUGUCGGCGACGGACCUGAACUUGGUGUUGUACGUGUGCGAGACCAUCGACUCCCAGCAGGUGUUUGGGCAGCACCCCUGCCCCCUGAGUCAGCCCGUGCUGCUGUCGCUCAUCCAGCAGCUCUCGUCCAACCUGUCCACCCGCUCCGAGCUCAAAAUCAGUUACCUGGAGGACGCCGUGAUGAACCUGGACCACGGCGACCCGCUCACCAGGGACCACAUGUCGUCCGUGUUGGCCCAGGUCCGGCCCAAGCUCUUCGCCUUCCUGCAGCAGGACCCGCACAGCCUGCUCAGCAAGCGGGCGCGGCGCCUGAUGAUGAUGCUGCAGGGCCUCGUCAACCACUAGUCCAGAGGUUUUCCACCGUACAUAUACAUAUACAGAUAUAACGAGUCCAGUUGUUUUUGUUUUAAAAGAGUCGACCGGCCGUCUGAGAACAGGCUGGUGUGAGGUGGAAGACGAGUUGGAAACUUCUCACUUGGUUAAAUAAGAAGAAGGUUUCCCGUCGAGUUCAUCCACACUAAUAAUUUGUUCCUCGUCCUCUAACUGCACCAGUGAAGUGUCAAGUUAUUAAAUAGACUGUUUUUGUUACUCUUCUUGUUUAUUAUCCCUCGACGUACCUUCAGUGUAAGACAAUAAUGGUCCGGGACAGACAGAUUGACGUCCUGUUAAAGACUCUUUACGUUCACUGUAGACUCUUUCUUCACCUUCCAUUACUGCUGCCCCUCCUCACCCCAGAGGCAUUCUGGGUCGUCUCUCAUCCUCUUCAUCCCUUAUCAAGAAGCAAAAGACUUGUGUCAGAGAAGGAAUAGCCAGAUUAUGGCGAUACCAUAAUUAUGGUAUCACCCCUCAGACGUACAAACAUGAUGCAUCUUCAAGAAUGUGCAGACCGAGCGUCGCCGUUUUCUUUUUUUGUUCUGCUUUGUUCCUCUGACCCGGCAGACGUGUCAAGGUUUUUUGUUGGAGCAACAAAGAGAAACAGAAAAAUGUUGCCUCGUUUCUCGGCCUUAAGAGCAAACUACCUGCAGGAGGAGGAAGAGGAGCGCCCUCGCUUCUGAGUUGCAUUUGGAAUCCGGUUGCCGCAGGAACGUGGUCCUCAGUUUCCAGAUUUUUUCCUCCCCUUGAACAACUGAGCGAAUCCCCGCAACCGAAAGUAUGUGAUGGGACAUUUUAUUGUCGGUGGGAUUUUUUUUCUCAUUAGGAUGGAGAUUAAAAAAAACCUUCGCCGGGGCAAAACACGUUUUACUGAAACUUAAUAAGAUUUGCUCCUUGCUGUUGAAAAGCAUUUCUCAUUAUAUCUUUUUCAUCUGACCUUGUUUUCACAAAUCUUUUUUUUUUUUUUUUUUGAUGAUAAAUAACAAAGAAAAAGAAAAACACAUUUCAGAAAUCUAAUAAAUAUUUGUUUUAUUCAGGCUUAAACAAAAUCCCCCUUUAAAUAAAAUAUGUUGAGAGUUCUGAGCUCGGCUGCUUCUCCUCGUGUCCCUUUUUUAUAUAUAUAAUGUUUAGCAUUUGUAAGACUUGUAUACUUGCUUUAAAAAGUUGUCAGCUAGUUAUAAAACAUAAAUAAAUGAAAAACACUUCCUAAACAUAAUCGUUACUGCUCAUGUUUUGUUUUUUAGUUUUUAAUCAGGGUAUUGUUCCCAAUCAUCGUCGUCAACGUGCAGUUACUCCUCAAAGACUGUAGGAGGCAGCACUUAUAUAUAUUGGGCUGCAGAUGUUCACCCCCCUCUGCUCUGAAUCCAGAAAUCAUUCCUGCUCAUCAGAAGAAAAUCCUGCGUUUAGUUUCUGCAAAAGCACUGAUUCAUCUUUUAAGUGUGUGAGGGGGAAAAAAAAGGGUGCGAUCGUUUUUGUGUUCAGCCCCGGUUGUUAAGUUACAGGGGGGAGGGCGGAGCCACACUUCUGCUGAUUGUAAAAGAAAUAAAGGUUGUGUUUGUUUUGAU
This is a messenger RNA of Scophthalmus maximus (turbot), 5918 nucleotides long. It is a transcript of the gene edc4, whose product is annotated as enhancer of mRNA decapping 4. Bases 136 to 4326 code for a protein of 1396 amino acids. Gene Ontology annotation, molecular function: protein binding. The record is from RefSeq and is a predicted model, not a curated record. NCBI's taxonomy places the organism in Eukaryota, Metazoa, Chordata, Actinopteri, Pleuronectiformes, Scophthalmidae. Gene Ontology annotation, cellular component: P-body. Gene Ontology annotation, biological process: deadenylation-independent decapping of nuclear-transcribed mRNA. The transcript has 30 exons.